AACGCGGGGCGGGCGGCGGCGGCGGCGGCGCUGGGGCGGGGGCCUGGGGCUGGGCAGGCCCCGCACGGCGUCAGCGGCACCUCCAGGCCCCGCGGCCCCGCCAUGGCGCCCUCGCGCAAGAAGGCGGCCGGGGGGGCCCGCGGCAGGAAGCUGGCGGCCUUCCUCAAGGACUUCGACCGCGAGGUGAGGAGCCGGGUUGAGCAGCUUCAGACAAACGGGCAGCGCCUGGUCAAGGAGGCAGAGAACCUGUACAACAUCGAGAUCCUCCGGCUGCCCGUGGCGCUCCGCGAGAUGAACUGGCUCGAGUACUUCGCUAAAGGUGGGAGUAAAAAGGUCUUGGAAGCGGCAGCGACAGCAGACUUGGAGAUAACAGAAAUAAACAAGUUAACAGCAGAAGUUAUCCAGACUCCUUUAAAAGUCAUCAAGAAAGAAAAAUCUAAACAGGUUAUUGAAGCCAUUGAAGAAGAAGCAGAGUCUCCUUUGCUUCCUGUAGCAAAGAAAGCAAAACACGAUAACCAAGUUGUUCCAAUGCUAGAAGCUGAAAAUACUAAUCCAAGAAUGGGAAAGGUGAGAGCAUCUAUUAAAAAAGCACCAGUGUCCAGGAGCAGAAGAGCUCCUUCAGCAAGAGUGAAACGCAUGAGUAAAAGGUCGAGCAAAAAUAACUUUAUCACUCCAGCUACUGGUCGAAUUGUUGAUUUCUGUGUUCAGGGAGGUACUUCCAUUGUCACACCCAGGUUUGAUUCCAGAGUUUUCAAGACCCCGGGUUUGCGCACGCCUGCAGUAAAUGAACGUGUUUAUACCAUCUCUGCCAAUGGCAGCCCCCUCGCUGACGGCAAUGAUAUCUUCAUUACAGUCCCUGUCGGAGGAGGGGAGAGUAUUCGUUUAACAGCAAGUGAUUUGACCAAGAAGAAUCUUCUUCAUCUGAAUCCGGAGGCACAAGGAAUUAUGAAGAAGCUAUCAGUUCGUCUCGCACAAGCUUGCAGUGGUGCAAAAACCCAUAGAUGAAACGUGAUGAAUGUUGGCAUCCCUCUGUAAAUAUGGAACUCUACAUUUAGGACUACUCUCGUUAGUCCUUCUAAUCUGUCAUCCUUCUAUUAGCUUACAGAAUGGAAGUUAGGAAUUCUUUUUUUACCUAUGUGUGCUGGGAUUACAAUGCAUUUUUUUACUUAAUAACAAUUAAAAAAAAAAACUGAAUACUUUAUUUCCUGUUUACUCUAAGGUGGAGACCAAGGCACACUUACCUUGGGCUUGUAGACCAGCAAGCUGAGUAGAAAGGCUAUUGUGAUAUCUUGCAAAAGACAAGCAGUGGAUGCAAGUGACUGGAGUUCACUUCUGACUGGGAAAAGAAACCAACAGAUCAGAUUUGUUGCACUUCCUUCCAGGCAUGGCCUUUCUCUGCUGAUGGCUUUAAAAGUGAUGACUAUCUCAGUAUAGUAUCUGAGACGCCUCAAGGCAAGUUACAGGUGCCCGGGAUUAAAUGGAAAGUUUCUUAUAGUUUAUGGUACUGCCAUGAGUUUUAAACAUUUUGGUUUUGAGGUUUUAUAGUGGAAGUAUUCAUUUUAUUGGUUUAAAAGAAAUAAAAAUCACUGGAGGUUUAACAAAAUCUGUCAGCUAGCCUUCUGGCUAAUCAGAUUCCAGUAGCUGUAAGGUUAUUCAGUGAUGUCUCUAAUGUGAGAGAACUUUGCUUUUCCUAUAUACUUCUCAAAAGCUUUAGGAGAAGACAUUCUCCUGAAAUUGAAUGUAGACAGGGAAGAAGGAAGUUAAGACUAGUCAAACAUUGUUUUUCCUGUCUACUCAUUUAAAUUGAAUUGAUUCACUGCAUUUUCUUAACAAAGAGAUAAAUCCAACAAAUACUAUUUAAACUGAAUAAAAUAACUUCAGUCGUUAAUAAUGGUAUUUUUUCAUCAUUGCUUAUAGGAAAUAGAGAAAUCUUGCUUCAUUCCAAAUUUAGGAAAACUCACCUUUAACACUUCCCCAAGAAGCUAGAUUUAAUGUAUUUAUAUUAAAAUGUAACAGGAACUCUUAUCUGGCUUAAUGCUUUGUGAACUGAGGCUGGAGAGAGGUCUUGUAUUUGCUUUCCUGUAACAAUGGUCUUAUUUUCUUAACAGCUUAGGAAGGGCAGAGCUCCCUAUGAAGCACCAGCUAUCUAUGGCAAGGUGGCAUGAUGUCUUAUAGUGCAAAAGAUGUCUCUCAAAACCCAGGGUUUCAUUUUCAUUGUGAAUCUUUGUGGGAGAGGACACGUAUCUUGUCUAUGAAAUAAAAAUAUGUAAUUCCUUAA
Cygnus olor (mute swan) is the source of this 2278-nucleotide messenger RNA. It is a transcript of the gene CDCA8, whose product is annotated as cell division cycle associated 8. The record is from RefSeq and is a predicted model, not a curated record. Gene Ontology annotation, biological process: mitotic sister chromatid segregation. Bases 103 to 1005 code for a protein of 300 amino acids. Gene Ontology annotation, cellular component: spindle midzone; chromosome, centromeric region; chromosome passenger complex. The transcript is spliced from 10 exons. NCBI's taxonomy places the organism in Eukaryota, Metazoa, Chordata, Aves, Anseriformes, Anatidae.